This is a messenger RNA of Haemonchus placei, 1797 nucleotides long. NCBI's taxonomy places the organism in Eukaryota, Metazoa, Nematoda, Chromadorea, Rhabditida, Trichostrongylidae. The record is from the annotation of a GenBank genome assembly.
AUGGCUGUGAAUUUAUCUGUCAUUAGCUUCACUAACACAGUAUUACCGGCAGAGCUGAUGAAGGCUAUGCUUCUCGGGCUGGCAAGUAAUCAACAGUUGAAGCCGUUCCACUUGGACAUAAGUGGUACGUGUGAGAAAAAUUGUAGUCCUGUGUUGGAAGCUUGUCUGGGAGGUGUUCAGUGCAGCAGCAUUUCCCUGAGGGAUAACAACUUGGAAACUGAAAUGCAGGCUGUUAUUCAUGCCCUUGGCAAUAUAAGAACAUUACGCCGGGCUGAUUUGGGUGGUGCAAAUUUUAUAGCCCUGCGCCGUUCGUCGAAACAAGCCCAUGCUUCGAUUAUUAACAAAACGAUUCUCGAUAUAGUGAAACUGUUUUCCGACGAUUCCCUAUGCUGUCUGGAGGAGUUGAUCUUGUCGGAUGCACGUCUGGGGCCUCACCUGAGUGUCCUUCUGAACACACUCGGAGCAACAACAUCACUUCGACUUCUUGACAUAUCAAAUAAUGAUUUGGGACAUUUUGGAGCAAGGAUCCUUUCAAAGGCUCUUCAACUGAAUGUCUCCUUGCGAACGAUAAUCAUCGACAAUAAUCACUUGGGUGUCGAGGGACUGUCUGACAUUGCAGCGGCGUUGAGCAUGAACAGAACUCUUACUUCAUUGCCUUAUCCCGUUCAAGACGUCUGUGAAUGCUUAGCAAGGGCUGGAUGUGAUCGGCUACGAGGAGUAGACCCCGGAAAUUUGGAAAAAUGGGAUGGCCUGGGAGAUGUUCUGAAUAAUUCAACAGAGGAAGCGUUUCCACACCGUCUAGAUGAUAUGGUUGAGGAUUUUGUUGAGCAGGUACGACGGGAAUGUAAGCUCAAUUUGCAAGAAUCCUUUGCUUGUCUCGGUGGCGCUGCUGGAGAAUCCCUUCAAACAUCUGGAAAGGCAGAACGAAUAGCCGUCAGUAGAUUAAAGGAACUGUGGUCGGAUGAUCUCAAGAGAGUUUUGAGUGACUGGCGAUGGCGUGAAUUGUGCGAACAAAGUGGGAUGUUGGCUGAAAAGCUGAGCGGUGGGUUAGAUGGCAUUUCGAAUGCAAGUGCUUCACAGAAUGGCUCACCUCGACAGAUCACUUCACCAAAUAUUUCGCAUCGAGGCGCCGAUUCGAUACAUCACAGGCCUCGUAGCAUUAUUGGCGAGCUACAUUCACCUCUUGGAUCCCAGCCAACACGAGAGGACGAGCCUGGCAUUUCCCUUGACUCACCACCACAGCCGUCGGCCCUGGUUCAUUUGCAGAAAUCUCGCCCAAGGUUGCAAAGACGCUCUGGAGGACAUGCGCGGCAACCGCAAUUGGAGGAAACACCGAUGAGUCGAAGCACCGAUAUUGAAGAGGAGGUCCAGUCGACGAAGAGUGAGGACAGUGGAGGUGGUGGCGAUGUGGUUGCUAAAAAGCAUCCCUCGGAACGAGCCGGUUUUCGCGCUGCCAUGGUACCAGAUGCAGCUCUUUUAUCGCAAGCUGUCCUGCGUUCGGCUGCAGAUCGAGCAAUGUCACCCAAACCAGACCCUCCGCUUCAUAACACCGGUAUCAGCUCACCUGGUCCUUCAUCUUCCCCACGAGUUACUACGGAAGCCGACUCCCCUCCCCCACUACCGCAUCGAAUGAAGAGUCUACCCACUACUGCUCCCACUCUUCCUCCGAAACCAGCCUCUCGUAUGGGACUAACUCCAGCUACAUCCCAAGUAGUUGCCGAGUUAAGUGAAUCCAACGAUGAAAAUGCGAAUAAUCGUCGAUCUGUCGCUGAUAUGGCAAGAAUUUUCGAUCGGUAG